AUGGUGCUUGAUGAGGAUGGAAGAUGGGUUAAGGGGAAUUCGAUGAAGGAAAAAUUUGUUAAUCAUUUUAAGAAUUUCUUGGGAUGUGAAGAUGACACAGAUUUAUCUAUUCUUAAUGAAAUUUCUUUUCAUAAUAAGUUGGAUAGAAAUGUGGCCAUGAAUAUGAUAAGGGUAGUUACUGAUGAUGAAGUUAAAGUGGCUAUGUUCGAUAUUGCUGAUAACCAUGCCCCUGGACCUGAUAGGUUUUCUUCUAAAUUCUUUAAGUGUGCUUGGAAUAUUGUUGGGCCUGAGGUAUGCAAAGCAGUGAGGGAAUUCUUCUGGACCGGGAAAUUAUUGAAGGGUAUUAAUGCCACUAGGAUUGUGCUGAUUCCUAAAGUGGAUAGUCCAAGAAAAGUCACUGAUUUUAGGUCUAUUGCUUGUUGCAACACUUUUUAUAAGUGUAUCAGCAAAAUAAUUGUUAACAGGAUAAGGAACAAUUUAGGUGAUAUUGUUAGCAAGAAUCAAUCUGCCUUUAUUCAAGGAAGAUCAAUUCUUGAUAAUAUUCUGCUUGCUCAAGAAUUGAUGGUGGGGUAUAAAAAUAAGAAAGGAAGGCCAAAAUGCACCUUAAAGAUUGAUAUACAAAAGGCGUAUGACACUGUGGAUUGGAAAUUUCUUAAGAGGAUCCUGUUGGAAUUUGGAUUUCAUCCGAUCAUGGUUAAUUGGAUUAUGGCAUGUACUUCUUCUACAUGGUUUAUGAUGAAUUUUAAUGGAGAAGAUCAUGGAUAUUUUGAAGGAAAAAGGGGGCUGCGACAAGGAGAUCCUUUAUCUCCUUACUUGUUCACUUUGGUUAUGGAGGUUUUCAAUUUAUUAUUGCUGAAGAAAAUUGAUGAUAGCAAUAGAUUCAAAUAUCAUUGCAAAUGUGAAAAUCAGAAAAUUACUCAUUUAUGUUUUGCAGAUGACUUACUUGUGUUUGCUUAUGGCAAUGGGAAUUCUGUGAGAGUGAUAAAGUCUGCUCUUGAUGACUUUAAAACUGUUUCGGGGCUGAAAGCAAGUAUGGAGAGAAUACUUUCUUUUGCUGGAAGAUUACAGCUCAUAAAUUCUGUGUUGGCUUCAACUCAUGUUUAUUGGGCUUCUAUAUUCAAAAUUCCUAUUGCUACUAUUAAGGAGAUUGAAUCGAUUUGUAGGAGUUUCUUGUGGGCUAAAGGAGAAGUGGUCAAAGGGAAAGCCAAGGUUAAAUGGAGUGAUGUUUGUAAACCAAAGAUAAAUGGAGGUCUUGGAAUUAAGAACUUGAGAUUAUGGAAUGAUGCUUUGUUAUCCAAGCAUGUUUGGAAUUUGAUUAAUAACAAAAACUCUCUGUGGGUUCAAUGGAUGAGAGAAAAUUAUAUUGGUAAAAGGAAUUUUUGGGAUAUAUGGAAAAAGAAAAGUAUGAAUUGGACUUGGAAGAGAUUUUUGGAAUUGAGGAAAAUUAUUAGACCUCAUGUUGUUUCUUGUAUUGGAAAUGGGGGGAAUACUUCAUUGUGGCAUGAUUGGUGGCAUCCAAUUGGUAUUUUAAGUACAAUUAUUGCUAGGAGGGAUUGGAUUAGAAAUGGUUUUAAUGAUAAUUCUUUAGUCAGUGAUGUUAUGAAUAAUGAUUCUUAUGCUUGGCCCGUUGAUUGGGUGAAUAAGUUUCCUGGAUUGAUUGAUGGGCCCAUGUUCUGCAAUAUUGGAAAUAAUAGGGAUAUGAUUGUUUGGAGGGAUAUGAAAGGCUUGAGUAAGAAAUUUUCUUGCAAACAAGUUUGGAGAGAUAUUAAUAAUUUUGGAGACAAGCUGGCGUUUCCUGUGAUUCAGAAAGAGGUUAGAAGGUUAUGGAAGAAUGUGGGUCUAGAAGAGGGGAUGUUAUCUAUAUUGGAGGGCAGUCCUUGGUUGUUGUUCAAUAAUAUGCCUUUAUUCCUUCAAAGGUGGAGACCAGGAUUGACUUUAACUAAGAAUAGGCAAGAUAAAAUUCCGGUGUGGAUUAAAUUUUUUUUACCUUUGGAAGUAUGGAGUGGUGAAAAUUUGUGUAUCAUUGCUAGCAAGAUAGAGAUUCCAUUGGCUUUUGACUCUUUUACAGAGGAUAUGUGUUUGGAACAUAAAGGUAGAAAUGCUUAUGCUCGAAUUCUUGUUGAAAUGGCAGCUGAGAAGGAAUGGAGAAAGAAAAUAGAAGUUUCUAUAUGGGAUUUUGUUUCUAAUUCUGCUGUGAUUCAAAGUUUUGAUGUUGAGUAUGCUUGA
Messenger RNA from Lactuca sativa (garden lettuce), 2226 nucleotides. RefSeq lists its product as uncharacterized. NCBI's taxonomy places the organism in Eukaryota, Viridiplantae, Streptophyta, Magnoliopsida, Asterales, Asteraceae. The record is from RefSeq and is a predicted model, not a curated record.